CCGGCCACCUAAGAGGCACCUUCCGCCUCUGCUGUCUGUCACUGUCGCCUGUGAGCGCGGAGCCGGCAGCGUGCUGACCUGGGGCCGCGGCCGCUUUGCGGGGACCGCCGGUGAUGAUCAGAUCGGUGCCAGGAGCAGACCGCACUGCCUAGGGCACACAGCAUUAUGGCCGAGCCAGACUACAUGGACGACGACUGUGACGACCUCAUCAAGCCCAAGAAGCUGGUGAACCCGGUAAAGACCUCCCGGAACCAUCAGGAUGUCCACAGGGAGCUGCUGAUGAACCAGAAGAGGGGCCUGGCUCCUCAGGACAAGCCGGAGCUGCAGAAGGUUCUGGAAAAGAGGAAGCGCGACCAGGCUGUCAGGCAGCAAAUGGAGGAGGAAGAGGCGCACAGGAAGCAGUCGGAUCUGGAGGUGGAGCUGCAGAAGCGGCAGCAGAGGCUGGAACAGAUGGAGCUGCAGCAGCAGAGAGAUGAAGAGGAACAGGAAAACGCCCCUGAAUUCAUCAAGAUGAAGGGCAACCUGAGGAGGACAAGACAGGAGGCGGGGCCUCAGGAGGCAGGGCCUUAGGAGGCGGGGCCUCAGGAGAAGCUGACCUGCUGCUGUCACAGCGCCACCUGGAGGAGAGACGUGGUUGAUGUAAUGUGCGUGGGCAGGAUCUCGGGCACUUGCUGGACGCCUUGGUGCCGCACAGACGUAUGUGAAGCCAAAGCUGUGACGUGAGACUCCUGGUUGCUUUCCGAAUACUCGAUCCUCCCCAGCUACGCGUCAUUCUGGGUCAUUGCCGCUUUCAUAUAAACAAAUGCGCAUUUUAAAUGUCCGGUAAGAGUAGGAAUUUUUAUGUGCUCGAACAGAUGCUCUGAAACCUGAUCACUGCAGCCUCCAGCUCCGUUUCUAACAGGAAACGCCAGUAAAGAUCAGAACAGCCGUUUUCUUGUUGACCUUAGGGCUGUAUGGGAGGGACAUGGAGAUGAUAUUUUGAGAAGGGUCUGCAUCCCUGCCUUCAACCCUGACUCUGCAACCUUUCCAGUCAUCGCUGACCACAGUCUUAUGCCUUUGCUUCUUUAAAAUGCUUUUUUGCUUAGAAUGCAGGGUAACGAUGCAUGUUGCGAGUACCAGCUAAACUAAGCUGAGCAUCAUGAAUAAACGCAUGCAUUCGUCUGCUGUAACUGUAUGAGGAAUGAAAUUACCUACAAUUACCCCGCUCUGUUGUCUCUUGCAGCUGAAUUCUUUACCCUUAUCUUGAUAUAAAUUCUGGUGUGAUGCCUUAACACUGAAAUGAAAUGAAAAGACUCCAGGAAGUGCAGUAUCAUGUAUGGCCAGUAGAUGGAACCAUAUUACAAGUUACCUGUUAGGAAAUUUCAUAGCAAGCUGAUAUCAGCAGGAUGUAAAGGUCUUGUUAAACAUCCUGUAGCUAUGGUUUGUUUUCUUGAUGGCUGAAAGAAAUAAAGCCUGUUUUUGAAAAUGUG
Paramormyrops kingsleyae is the source of this 1469-nucleotide messenger RNA. Its product is annotated as protein FAM107B-like. Lineage: Eukaryota; Metazoa; Chordata; Actinopteri; Osteoglossiformes; Mormyridae. The record is from RefSeq and is a predicted model, not a curated record.